Molecule: messenger RNA, 2556 nt
Organism: Pseudocercospora fijiensis CIRAD86
Lineage: Eukaryota; Fungi; Ascomycota; Dothideomycetes; Mycosphaerellales; Mycosphaerellaceae
Exons: 26
Coding region: 1-2556 (851 amino acids)
Source: RefSeq, a predicted model, not a curated record
AUGCGUGCGCCCAAACGACAACGGCAGGGCUCGCAAAAUGAUGCCGACUCAGCAACAACAUACCCGAACCUGCUGGAAGCAAAGAGCGAUCACAGAAUCGAAAGAUCGUUUACGACUGGCCCACCGGAGCAGAAAAUUGAAUCACCGCUCCCUAUAACUACAAGCACUGGCACGUCAGGCUGGACACCAUUUCACGCGAGACAUACAUUUGACCGUUCAGAGCGACCAAUUCAGCACGCUGAGGCGUUCCUCAUCGUUGCGGACUUCAACAACCGCUUCGAACCCGAUGCUGAAGACAGGUCGACGACAGAAAUCCAGAAUGCUGGAACAACACCUCACAUCAAACAGGAAGUCAAGAAGGCCCUGCGGCUUGCAGGAAACAAGGCUCUUAUCCGCAACAUCAAUCUCGUCGUUUGCGAUGCCCGUAAUUGGAGAAUCUCAGGCCGGGACUUCGAAAAGGCUUCAGGCAAGAAGGAUUUCCGAGGCUCUUGUCCGCAACAUCAAUCUCCUCUUGUGAACAUGAGUCGCAGCAAGGGCGCCAACGACCGACCGGAGUUGUCUGAUACUACUGACGAUAUGAUGACGGCCGACACGAAGGCUGCCAUCGAAAAGGCCUCAGGCAAGAAGGAUUUCCAAGGCUUCUGGCUACGGGACCUUGAGCAGAUUGUCGAAACACGAAGGCUGCCAUCGAAAAGGCUUCAAGCAAGAAGGAUUUCCCAGGUUCCUCGCUACAGGAUCUUGAGCAGAUUGUCAAGAAACUUCCCUGCCAGCAGAAGUCGAAGGCCUGGCGAGCUCGGGACUUGGGAUUGGAUGAUUUGCCCUGCAUUGCAACUCUCCCGAAUGCUGGAAGGACGAGGGCGGAGUCAGCUCAAGCAAGUCGUGGACCACCACAGUCUCCAAAGAAACUUGAGAUCAACAGCAUUUGCCAAGCCCGCAGCUUCACAAACCAUCAUAAUUCCCCUCCUGAUGUGCGCACACCCACUCCUUUCAAACAUCGGCGAUGCACCGGUCUCGCGCGAUUUCCCUCUGGCCGAGGUCAUACAUUAUCAGUGGAUUCCGACGCCUAUCUCUCCCCAGAAGCAGUAUUCGGAAGUCUUGGCGGAGCAUUUCGCUGGAAAGGGAGAAGCUCAAGGAGAUGGCAUAGGAGAACGAGCAGCGCGAGCCAACUCCCGUCGUACCUAUAGCAUCAACAUCGAACUCAACAUUAACUACAUCCUACUCAACAACUUCAGCCAACAUCCCUCGCGCUACACGAAUCGUAGAGACAGAUACGAAAGGCACAGCGCUCGCCGAAGCGGAGAAAAGGAAAAGAAAGUGGCUGCGACGGAUCCACCGAGAAUUGGUGUUACUGAUGAGAUGUGGUUACUGAUAAGGUGUGGUGUGUUCAUUACUGAUGAGAUUGGGUUACUACUGAUGAGAUGUCGAAAGAUGGACUUCUGCAUAUACGGAUUGAGCUCACCUUCGCUGAUGGCACGCCGGAUCGGCAAUGCAGGUGGUCGUCUUGGUUAUGGCGUCUUGGGAUCUGGAGCAUUCAACAUGCAUAUCGGUGUCCGUAGGAAUGAUGAACCAAGCAAACCGCUGCUACCAAGAAGGUACCGGCACCCAAGAAGUGUCGUUCUCACGAAUAGAAGCGACCCUAAUUGUCUUACGCGCUUCAUCCAGCUGCAAUCAAACCCGCUCGUGCUCGAGCAUGGAACGAAUAUAGGCAGGCGCUCCAAGAUUACAGGCUCAUUUCUACAAAUGAUCCGCAACAUGUACCUCCUUUGCGCAUCUAGGAACUUGGCGAUUCGGAUGUCAAGCCUUGCGCUCACUCACCCUCACACCCACCUGGGCCUAACAUGUGUGAACGAAGCAUCUAUCGUUGACAUGGCCUCCACUAACACAUGCGAUGCGGGUAAGAAUGCCUUCGGCCACUUUCCAAUCUUCAAACUAGUAUCCAAACGACAUCUUGCGCUCGCUUCAACAUCUACAGCCACCAUACUACACUUACAUCGCUUAGACAUCGUAGAAUCCGACAGCGACGCUCUAAACGACAUCGAAACGAUGCACGUAGAAGCCAACACUGGCAAAGCAUCGGCAGCCAAGAAGACUGCAACCAAGACGAAGACCAACACGGGCAAGCCACAAAAGGGACCUGCUGCUACCUCAGCUGUUGAGGAGAAAGCGCCUGUCGUCCUUGGCAAGACCUUGCAAUUAAGGCACAACUGCACCAAAGAAGAAGGCCACCGCCAAGAAGGCGACUCCAAAGAAGAUCGCGACUCUGAAGAAGAGCGCGACUCCAAAGAAGGCAUAGCCUGCUUUCCUCUUCCAACGUGUACGCUGACGCCCGUAUUCACCCGACUUAGCGCAACGAGAAAUCAUGACGCAUAUGGCAGGCAUACUGGUGGUCUCUUAAUACAGAGCAGCGUUCAAGAUGGCCGUGAAUCACGGGCGAGAGAGAAGACUAAGCACAGCGUUCCUACGCCGAGUUUAGCGAACAGUCCCGACGCCGCCAAGAUUGUUGGAGCUGUCUUGAUUCCAAAUAUGAUCGAUCCGUCACUGUAUUUUCCAUCUUAA